AUGCUACUCACGACAUCGUUAGUUGCUCUUAUCAUUGCACUUGGGAUUUAUCUUGGCUUCACCUGGACCAGAGGCCUCGACACAGAUGCGGGCCUUCAUGAUAGUCGAAAUGUCUUUAUCAUGUACGCGGUAGGCCUCACGGUGUGCAUUCUCGUCUACUCGAUAUCGGGACUCAUCCAGGACGGAGACACACGCACCGAAUAUGAUAUCCUAGAAGAUCAUCUGCAUGACUACGUACUGCCAAACCCAGCCAUUGUCCAGAACUGGGGUGUAAAGGCCGAGGUAUUCAGUGGGAAGGUAUUCUUCAGGCCUGCAACUCCAACACCACGAGCAGCCGCGGAAGCAUCAGCUCCAACCGAUACAGGGGCCCCACCGCCUGCACCGUCAUCACCUCCAGUUUAA
This is a messenger RNA of Endocarpon pusillum Z07020, 402 nucleotides long. RefSeq lists its product as uncharacterized. The transcript has a single exon. The record is from RefSeq and is a predicted model, not a curated record. NCBI's taxonomy places the organism in Eukaryota, Fungi, Ascomycota, Eurotiomycetes, Verrucariales, Verrucariaceae. Bases 1 to 402 code for a protein of 133 amino acids.